AUGGCUUUUUCACCUGAGCACAAGAGGUCGGCGCCGUCAGAUCGCAUCAGCGGCCUCUCCGACGAUGUACUGGGCCACGUCCUCUCCUUCCUCCCCACCAAGGAGGCUGCAUGCGCGGCCGCGCUGUCCCGCCGGUGGCGGCACAUCUUCGGCAGCGUCCACACCAUCUCCUUCCAGGAGGCGGAGGGCGCGAGGGCCAAUGACUGGACAACAUGGUACUACGAGAUGCUGGAAAGGAAAAGCUGCAGCGACGAGCUCCUCGAUAAUGUCAGCGCCGCGCUCCUCUGUCGUCGCCGGUGCGCCCGCAUCCCCGUGCCGCUGCGCAGCCUCCGCUUCGCCUUUGACAGCUGGCACAGGUGGGAUAAGGUCGCCAUCGACCAGUGGCUCGCCUACGUUCUGCAACCGCCGCGUGGGUGCUGCCACAACCACCCGGGGCUCCACCUCGACCUGCGCUUCCACGUCAGCCCCAUCUGUGAUUUCAGCGACGACAGGAGGAGAGAUGAUGAUGCUGGCAGCGACUCCGACGACGACCCCUUCGUCAAUAGGUGGAGGUAUCUCCUUCCAGGGAGGCUAUUUUCUUGCACCGCCCUACGGACACUGUGUGUAGCCUUUUGCCGGUUGGCGCUACCGAGGAUCAAUGUCGUCGACUUGCCUUUUCUCGACACAAUGCGCCUCACAGCCCUCAGCGACUCUGGGAGAAGCAUCCAGUGGCUUAUCUCGAGCUGUCCCCGUCUCGCUGACCUGACUCUUGAAGCCCUGUGGAACCUCAAACGGGUCUCAGUUCUCAACAAACCUCUCCGCCGAUUCGCCAUCCGCUGCUGCCACAACGUCAGGACUGUCGACAUUGACGCAUCCAAGCUGAGGUCGCUAGAGUACGGGGGUAGGGGGCUGCCGAAAUCUUUCAUGUCUCUACACGGCUCACCGCCGGCAACCAUCCCUCUGUGCACCACCAUCGGUUUCUGCAAGCCUCUCUCCUGGGAGGCAGAGUUUGCCAACCUCACAAGGUUUCUCGAGGAAAUCUCUAACACCAAGCACCUGCAUCUGCACCAUGGGGGCUUACAGAGCAGAUUCUUCGAUGCGGGGUUCCCACUUUUCUCCCGCCUGACGCGGCUCACGCUUCAAGGCUGCAUUGGAAGCAGCAACACUGUCGCUACCAUUGGUAGGAUCUUGGAUCAGACCCCAAACCUGGAGAUUCUCUCGCUGCUGAUGUGGGAGUCACAAAAGGGGAUGGCUGAUACGAGGGUCGCAGUUUUCGACGAGAUAACGGAGCCCAUCUUUUCUCUCCCAUGCUUGCGGACUGGGGUGACGGAGAUCAGCGUGGAAGAUUAUGAGGGCAGCAUGCCAGAGAAGAUGUUGGUCAAGCUCUUGCUUCGCAAUGCGUUGGUUCUUGAAAGGUUGCAGGUAGUGUUCACUGAGGGGUUGAGCUCUGAGCAAAAGAAUAUUCUGGAGGUCCAGAUGGGAAGAUGGGGAAUGCCCAAUUCAGAAAAGGUCUUCAUGUAG
This is a messenger RNA of Lolium perenne, 1500 nucleotides long. Its product is annotated as F-box/LRR-repeat protein At4g14103-like. Lineage: Eukaryota; Viridiplantae; Streptophyta; Magnoliopsida; Poales; Poaceae. Gene Ontology annotation, molecular function: protein binding. The record is from RefSeq and is a predicted model, not a curated record.